UUAUUUUCAUGAGGCCCAAAAUCCCUAGAGGCGCCCCUGGCGGCACACCACUGUACUUAUCUAAUUUGGUCCUCCAAACUAGAAUGACACGUCUUUAAAAGGCAUAACCAGUAGAAAUAAUAAUAUAUAUUACAAAUACACUUUAAAGAUAAUUAACAAAAACACUGAAAACUUCGUAUACUGUAAAAUGCAUAUCAAUUACACUCGUCCCGUUUUCCAGUUUUCCCACAGUCUUUGAAGGCAGCAUCACAUUAGGUCUGUGGUCCGGUCAGCUAUGUAAACAUGUCAAUGUUAUUAGCCAGGCUAACCACACAAGACAAGAAGACUACACGGUCUUGGCCCGACACUGUCGCUCCCUUUCGAUGUCGUCAUUCUAUCGUGGGUUCGGGAUUUAUGGCGGUCAUGUUUUCGUCACAUUAAGGUGGGAAGGGUGAGGAGGAACAGGUCUGCGGUAGUUGGGCACAGAGAUGCUAGUGGUGUUAUGCUAAUGAUGAAGCUAACGGAGACUGGCUGCUGGACAUCCAAGUGCAUGAAAAUGACGCCGCUUUAUUCCAAAAGCACCGAAUGAUAACCGGCCGGGGGAGCGGCGUCGUCUCAGCGGUCGGCGAAUGGCGUUAUAACCCUACACGCAGUUUGCACCAGAGUAGCGGUGGUGCCUUCAAUGCGCAUAGCCGUGUAGUUCCAUCACUUUGCGUAAAGAUGUCAUUCACCAUGGAGGAUCAUUUGGAGUCGGGCUGGGUCGCUGUCCGCCCCAAUGCGUUCGAGGAGAAGGAGAAGCAUAAAUUUGUCUUCAUCGUCGCAUGGAACGAAGUGGAAGGCAAAUUUGCCAUCACAUGUCACAACAGAACGGCGCAAAGGAGAAGCUUUGGCAGCGGCAGGGAGGAAGAUGGAGACAAAACAACAUGGCUGGUAACUAGUCCUGCAGGGGAUAAAGUGUCCGGGAGCCCUGGCUUAGGACCAAGAGAGAUUGCGGUGCAAGGCCUUAAAAGCAAGCUUCCAGGUUCCAAACUAAGUCCUGUUAAAAUCAAGACUGUGGUCAACUAUGUGUCUUGUCAUGUUAGUCCCGAUCCCGAGGAUCUCUGUGUGGACACUCCGGACCUGGAGGACAGUCUGAGCCGGGAGGACUGCAGUUGGGCAGGACUCUUUUCCUUCCAGGACCUGCGGGCGGUGCACCAGCAGCUGUGUUCUGUCGACUCUGUCCUGGAGCCCUGUCUCCCUGUCUUUCCGGAGGAACCAGGCGGGAUGUGGUCGGUGCUGUUCGGGCCGGCCGAGGUCUCGGAGACUGAGAUGGAUGACCUGUGUUCUAAGUUGCAGCUCUACCUGGGCCAUGCACUCGACCUAUGCGGCUGGAAGAUCCUCUCCCAGCUUCUGUUCACUGAAAACGACGACCCGGAUGAAUACUACGAGAGCCUCAGCGAGCUGAAGCAGUCUGGCUACGAGGAAGUGCUUCAGCAUGAAAGUAAACAUCUGCAGGAGCUGCUGGAAAGACACAGGAGCAUGGACAGCAUGGUAGACUUGUUGGAGCUUUAUGAGGAAGAGGACCAGGCUUACGGAUGCUUGCUGGAGGCCUCCACACAGCUGUACCAGUACCUGCUGCAGCCGUUCCGAGACAUGAGAGAGCUAGCAAUGCUGCGCAGACAACAAAUCAAGAUCUCCAUGGAGAACGACUACCUGGGCCCGAGGCGUGUUGAAGCCCUGAAGAAGGAAGACUCUGAUUGGCAGAGGAAAGCUCAGGAGGCGGUCCUUAUUAUCCAGGAAUUCACUGUAAAAUACUUUGAGACAACUGCGAGAGCGCAGAAAGGUGUUUAUGAGCGUAUGAAGGUGGACCAGCGCAAGUUUGGUAAGGCCUCGUGGACAGCAGCAGUGGAGCGCAUGGAGAGACUCCGCUACUCUGUCGCCAAGGAAACCCUGCAGCUGCAGAGAGCCCGGGAGAUCAGCCUGGAGCAACGGAAGCACACGCUUAGAGAAGAGAUGCAGAGCCUGUGUAGCAGCGAGCAUGCCAUGACCCUACUGGACCAUAUGGAGUCCCAGUACUAUGAGCUGCAGCUGCAACUGUAUGGCAUCCAGUCAGAGAUCCUUCAGUGUGAAGAGCUGCUUCUUACAGCCCAGCUCGACAGCAUUCGAAGACAGAUGACAGAACGUCACGAUGAGGUGGUGUAUUACGACACCUUCGAAAGCGCAGCAGAUAUUACACAAGAGGACACCGCAGAGAAGGAAGAACUGCACAGGCUUCAGGUCAGCGCACGGCGACUGGAGGCGCGAAGGGGACGCAUCACUGCCAAGCGCUCUUAUUUGAGGAGCAAGCGGGAGAUAUGCGUGUCAAACCACAUGGAGAAACAGCAGAUGCGGCAAAGCACUCAGAAAGACGCCUUAUCUCAGCACGUCUUACAGCUGAGGCUUGAGGAAGAGGGGGAUGAGAGAAAGAACAGCAGAGUGCGUCAAGAGAGGCAAAGGACUCUGGAUCGACUUCGCACCUUCAAGCAGCGGUACCCGGGUCAGGUGAUUCUCAAGUCCACUCGAAUGCGUGUGGCCCACAGCAGAAGGAGAGAGCGGGGAAAGGUCGUACCAAUGGAUGGCGGAAACGAGAGGGAGGAGCGUUCCGACCCCGUUAGCACGCGGAGUCCGGGCAAGCAGCCCCUGUUCCUCAGCACCAGCGUGCAGACAGACCUCAGCUCCGCGCUCACCACCCAGCCUGUCGCAGGCCUGGCAGCGUCACUUCCUCCACUGCCUGUGCCCAGUCCCGCUGAUUCCUUCUGCUCUCCCUGCUCCCUGUCCUCCCUGCUGGCAUCUCCUGCAUCACCGCCACCUCCGCCGCCUCCUCCGCCUCUCCUGCCAAUACGGGAGCAGGUGUCCCCCUUGGAGGAGAAGGGUGGUGCAGAAGUGCUUCCUCUCUCUCCGCUCGGCCCCUUCCACCCUCGCUUCUUUGACAGCAGCCAGCUGGUGAGCGCCCGCAAAAAACUGAGGAAGACUCCAGAGUUUGACGGCCGCAACAGACGAGCGAGUUCCCCCAUGGAUGAGGUGCUGGCCUCCCUGAAGAGAGGCAGCUUCCACCUGAAGAAGGUCGACCAGCGGCCCCUUCCUCCUCCCGCCGACAGUGACGAUGACCCUAACAGCAUCUUAGUACAGAUCCGCAAGGGUGUCAAGUUGAGGCAAGUCCCGCAAAAAGAGAGGAAAGGUCAGGACGAGGCCGCCAGUGACCCUCUUACCAGAAGCAUCUAUGAGGCACUCCGCCGUAUCAAAGAGGCCUCGCCGGAGUCGGACUCUGAUGAUGAUGGGCUGGGCGGCCCCGACUGGGAAAGCUAGAGUUUCAGGCUCAAAUGCAACACAUUCCUCUACACUGUCAGAAGUAGGAGUACAGUCGGAGUCCAUUUCUUUUCCUUCAGGUACACAAUCUACACUCAUGUACCCCAAUGGAAGUAUUACAAAGUUACCCUUUUUUGAGUGUCAAAAAGUUACACAUAGCUCCCAAACGACAAAAAGACGCUUCAGUGACAACAUAUUAUUUGAGUGUUGUGUCCAUAUACACACACGUAAGCACACACACACACACACACACACACACACACACACACACACACACACACACACACACUACUACAGUAGUAGGGGGUCGUCAUACUACUCAUCUAAUAAGGUGGUAAAAGGUCAUUUUGUUUUUGCACGCUGCGGUGACCAUCAUAAUCAUUUGUACUGUAUUUUAUUUCAAAAGUCCCACUACUGUACAUUGAUGCUAUAAUUAUUUGUGAUUAUACCUUUGAGCCACACUAUUUACUAUUUUGAACUAUCAGGGAUAGGGGUGUCCAAAGUGCGGCCCGCAACACAUAUUUAAAAUACUAUUACCAAAAAAACCCAUAAAAAAGUGGAACAAAAGAGCAAACAGGUGCAACGUAACGAGAAAAUGUUACUAUAAUGACACUAAUAACACAAAGCUGCCAUGCAGUCUUUUUUUUUUUUACUUUAAAACUAGAAUGGCUCAAAAAAAAAAAAAACUUAAAAUAGACAGAUAGAUCUGAAGUUGGUCUGGACCAGCAGUUUUCAAACUUUUUUUUACUAAGUACCACAUCAGAAAACGCUUGACUCUCCAAAUACCACCAUAAUGGCGAACAUUAAAAUACGGUAGCAUAGUAGGACUAAGUAUUCAUUAAAAACAAAGCAGAAGUUUUAUUUAACAAGUGUAUUUGAUAUUUCCGGCCACGGUAACAUUACACACAGUUUGAUGAGUAACACUGUGUUUGAAUAUUUAGUUAAGUGAUUCUUUGGCACACCACUAGAUAGAGCCAGUGUACCAAUAGUGAUACACGUACCACAGUUUGUAUAGAUAGCACUUAUCUAGCGAUUUAAGCAUUGAAAGUUAAACUAAUAUAUAUUGAUGCAUGACUUAUUUUUAGCACUUUUAUGAGAGGGGGGCAUUUUGAAUAUCUCAGGCCUUUAUUCUGAUUGUCAUUGUUUAAAAAGUAAUAAUGAACCAAAAGCAAUUUUGUUAUGAAUUAUUUAUCUAUUUAAGGCUCCGAUUACUUAAAAUCAACUAUUCCAGUUUGACAUUUUUUUAGUGGAAAAUAUUGCACAUUUUGGGAUUUUGCCAAAAAAAAUCUGGUUUUCUUUGAUAAAAAGGGCAUAAAAGGUAAAAAAAAUGUAAAGCUUUAUAUCAACGGAUAAAUCAGAAGUUAGCGUUAGAAAUAUAUGACUUGUUUUUAACACAUUAUGACUGAGACCUUUUUGGGUCGCCAGGACCUUUAACAUUUUCCAACAUUGAGGGGAGCCCUACUGGUCACAAUAAAUAUUGUAUUGGUUUUGACUAUGAAAAGUAUCAAAAUGGACUCCACGGGCUUUUAUUUUUCAGUAUGCGGCUAUCAGUGGAAAAAAGUUUGGACACCCCUGAUCUCGGACCUCCGACAUUGUGUUGUCCAGCCUAAGGAUGCUGGAAUUAAUUUUAGCAAGCCCUACCGGGUAACUGUAGCUUUAAAGCUAAUGAGCUGUGUUUGUCCACUCUUGUCUCUAAGAAGCACUAUUGUGCACUUUAUCCACUUUUUCACCUCACUGUAACUCUGCACCUGUCCAACGUAAUAGAUGACAUAUAUCACAUAUGAUAACGCAACGUUAAGGAGUGGGGAAAAUGUUAGCCACUUUACCAUAUAGCUUUGUUAGCUACGAUGCUAACAUUACAUCACAUUUGAACUGCAACAUCGUGCUAGGUUGGCAUAUUUACUGAAGAACAACAAAACAACCUAACUCACAGCUCCCACGUCUGUAUCUGACUGAUGGGCAGUUGACAUAGCUCCAAGCUGUAUUUUAAGAUGUGUAGUGAAGCCUUUAAACAAAGCCUGUUAUCGUGCUAACUUUUAAGCGUAAACAGAUUCAACCAAAUUAUGUGUUAAGAAUGAUUUAUAAAUUGGAGUCAUACGGAUUAUAAGAGUAAAACGGCCACUGCAAUACCAUGAACCCUUAUACGUCUGUCACCAUCUUUUUUUCCCUUCAAACCUAAACCCUUCAAGGUGUGUCGUCCCCUUACGUGUAUCGACAGAUAUAAAGGUCCACCGCUCGUCUAAUCUGACAUGGCACACAUGCAGCAAAUCCUUUAGUAUGUCGCAUUGGAUUCCUGCCCCUCCCCUCUUGCCCUCACACCCAUGUUGCCUCAUCCAUGCAGGGUGGAUGACCAUCUGCUGAACUGCACUCAACUGUACUAUGAAGCUGCGGCCAUGUCUUUGCAAAAGAGCCCCCGAUAGGAGAUUCCCCAAUAGGCUCUUCCAGGCUAAGGUGGCUGUGACUGACACUCACCUCCUCUCCUCUAACAGAUUAGGCAGACACAGAAGAAAACCAUUACUCACGUUGCUGCAAGUAAGAAGACAAAAAAACACCUACACGCUAAGUUCUCAGACAACGUGAGGGAAUGUUGGCGGCAAACUUGGAGCGAUUUUACUUGAAAGGAGAAGCUUCACCAUUGUUUACAUUAGUAUGACACCUUGCCUUUACACCUCCAGGAGGUUACGUUGGCUCUUGUUGUUCCUUUGUGUUACAGACCAAGUGUUCCCACUUGGGACCGGAUCCAGGCAGAUCCCAAAUACUAUAAAAUCGUGUGUGUACAGCAGCGAGUAUUUAUAAACUGCGACUCAAGCAAUUGCAGCAUUCACUCAUGUGAGCUUGUUGCUGUGCCAUGAAUUACACACUUACGUGCUUUUCUUACGAUACGGAGUCCUCACAAGAGUUACAGAGGUAGAGAUUUUAACAAACAAUGCAGUUUGUCAGUCUAACAGUAUUUCAUAAUCAGGUCUCGAUGCUUAUUGACUCCAAGCCGGGCUAUUCAACUGGUGGUCCAGGAAUGACACCAUACCGGCCCACGAGUUCAGUUCAAAACUUUGAAGACAAAUGUUUUUGCAGCAAAUUCCUAAAAACAGUAGAGUGCUCCUGUUGUACAGAGGAACUUGGACAUCUGUGCACACAUUGACAGAUCCUUGCAUUGACAUGUUAACCUUGCUUGCAAACAUAGAACGCUGGGGUCCAAACUUGUGAUUUACAUAACUGAGGCGUUCCUCAAGGCACCCCUUUAAGUCCUCUUUUUUUUGGCAGUUACACAUUUUACAAGUUAUGUAACUAAGCUGUUUCUAUAGCUUGUUUACUUCAGAUGCAGGCAGUCAGUAGUCAUUUGUUCAACUUCUUUGGUUAUAGGGCUUGAAAGUGUGAGGUGGAAACGCAAUGCAUUGUAGGUUUUGCGGGACUCUUAAUCGCUUAUUUACAUGGUAGAAUGCAAGGCUCUGUCUUUAUGUUGUGUUUUUUUCCCUUUAACAAGUUAAAAAAUGGCGCGAACGUGCGGCAUCAUUAACUGCCACAAUCGUGGUCAUGUUGACAUCAAGGAAAAAAAGGAUUUGGUGAGAUUUUUCUCAUUUCCAGCGUGAAAGCAAUGGUGAGAUUUUUCUCAUUUCCAGCGUUAAAGCAAAGCCGAAAGAAGUCGGGUUAUGAAGCUAAUAAAGAAAACGGCGAAUAGCCGGGAUAUCAGUCGUGGGACAAUCAAACAUGACUUUUCAAGCCAUCACCUGGUACAUGUUAGUGUGUUCAGUGCAUUUUCACACUGGUAAUUUGAAUCAAAGCAUGUUUCAUGCAGUUAGACAUGUAGCAUUUAGCCAAGCUAGCUGCAGGCUACAAACAAUGUACAGUAUUUUGUAAAAAGCAAGUUUUCUGUUUACUUUUAGUCUUGGGUAAGCACAAAAAUGAAUGAGUAUUAUUUUCGGAGAAGUAACACAACAAUCAAAGUAUUUCAAAGUAAUAAUGGACUUGUUGUUUCAGUGAAACUUGCUUAUGAAAUGAGGCUGGACACCCUCAUUCCAUCUCAAACACAUGAGAGAUAAAAGCUGUAGGUUACGUGCAAUUUGAACAGAGGUCAAUGACCCUUAACAGACUUUCUUUACCGGUAUAAAAACUGACUCCGUUGACGAAAUAUAGACAAGUUUGGCUUCGACAAUGCUGGCAGCUUACUCAAAUCUCUUGUCUUGGACGUGCUCAUAUGAAUCAAUUCCAUCAAUUGUACCUAUUUUUUCGAGGUAGCGAGCCUUUGGAAUAGGGUAAAGUUUAUCUCAGUGCGGUACGAUUCAUUUGAAUUCAGUUUGUUGCUCUCUCUCACAUUAUCGCAGGUACAGUACAGCCAUGUGAACAAAACCUACGUCAAACAAAAAUGGUUACCCGUCACCCACAGUGCAUUGCAAAAUCACAUGCCCUUUCAAGCCCUUUACUAGAGGUGUUCCUCAAAGUUCCAUUUUAGGUCCUCUCCUUUUCACCAUUUAGGCUAUAAAACUGGUGGCCCACGAGUUCUGUUAAAAAAAACAAAAAACAUUUUUGCAGAAGGUUUUUAAAAACAGCAGAAUGCUCCUGUAUUGUCUCUGGAAUAUACAGAAUAAGACUAAUAGUGAAGGUCCUUAGCUUUCUGGAAAUGUGGCCUCCAAAACAAUUCAUUUAAAUAUCCUUGCCUUAAACGAUCCUAAACAGGAAUUAUGACAAUUCAGAUCCAUCUAAUUUUUAAUCUAUUAUGUAACCUUAAUGCAGUUCUUCAUGUAUUUGCUUUGCAUGGCUCAUAUUACCUCAUUUUAUUUAUUAUGCAGGCUGACUAUACAGAGCCCCCACACCAAUAAUAUAAAGAACUGCACUCAAACAACACAACUGAAUGCUGCAGUUUUUACACACAUUUCCCCCAGAACACACUUGUUUUGUCCUGCAUCCAAAUAAAACCUUGCAAUGUUGUGUUUCAGAUGUUCCAUUGAUUUUGUUCACCAGUCGUCCACACGUCAGCAUCCUGAGGUACUUCUUUAAUAUCAUGAGUUCAAAAUUACUUUUAAAUAGUCAAAAAUAUUGCCAGUCUUCUCAUACCUCUAAAUACAACAAUCAUACUUACAUAAUGACCAUACAUUACAAAACAAGAAAAAAAGAAAAAGAAAAGCUUCUUAUCCACUACUGUACAAAGGCAUUCGUCAACAAUUAAGCGUGUUAUAUUUAAGCUUCUUCCCAAGUCCUUAUUCCCAGUGUAUUAACCAACUAUCUAGGUUGAAGUGCUAGUUAAAUCUACAUGUGGUUACACAAAGUGCUCAAUUCAGCACGUGAGUUUGGACCGUAGAAGUUGCAGCAUCUUGUGUGAGGUUUAAAAAAACCCAAAACAUUUUGAAGACUUUUAAAGAAGCAGCCGUGGAUUCAUAAUAAUAGUAAUAAUAAUGAUAAUGAUAAUAAUCAACCUGGUGUAUCCGAGUAUUGCACUGUUAUGCAUUUUCAGUGUCCAAAGUAGUAACACUUGUCCCAUAACUGCAUUUGCCUUCAUUUCAUUUACACAAAUACAAAGUUGUCGUAUAUUGAUCUCUAAUUAUACCACUGUUAUAUCAAGUGUGUAAAAAAAAAAAAAAAAGGAGUGAAAGAGAACCUGUGGCCAGUUUCACUGAGGGUGGAAAGUCACACAAUUUAGUCGAUAGAACACUCUAGAAGCCCUUCGCGACACACCGCUUUGACCGGCAGGGCUGCCACACAGGUGAGCGGUCAACAGCAGUACACUUCCUGUUUGUCGGGGGUUCAUCAGCUGCAUUGACACGUGUGUGUGUGUGUGUGUGUGUUCUUGUAUUACUACCCUUCUUGAGACAUCUACAAGGAAAAGUACCUUCCAUAUGAGGACCGGUGAACAAGUUAGGACAUAAAUCAUGGUCCCAAUACGGAAAACCAUUGCAUCUAAUAGAGAAUGUCUCAUUUGCACCCCUGGUGGUGAAAUCUAUCAAAAUUAGGGUUGUCCCAAAAAGUAGGGAUUUUUCCAUUUGACUGUGUGUCGGUUUUAAAUGUGCUCCCCCUCUGGUCAACAUAUGAAACAACAAGUGUGUGUGUAAAAAAAAAAAAAUGGAAGUGCUUCCGUCUGGCCAACAUAUGUAAUAACAAGUGUGUGUACGAAAUUGAAAUGUGCUCCCUUUGGCCAAAAUUACUAAAAAAAAAAAAAUGUAUAUAGAGACAUACUGUAAUAACUUGAAUUAAAUAAUGAAUAUUAAAAAACAAUUGCAAAUAAGCCCUCCAAAAACUAAAAGCUUGCCUUUUUUAUAUUUGCAUAGUAUGUAUAUAUUAUUAAUGUUGUAAAUCCAAAUCUUUAUAUAUCUAGAAAGGGUGGUCCUCAAGAGGUAGGCAUUUUUCGGAGGUCUCAAGAAGAAAUACAAGAAUGUGUGUGUGUGUGUGUGUGUGUGUGUGUGUGUGUGUGUGUGUGUGUGUGUGUGUGUGUGUGUGUGUGUGUGUGUGUGUGUGUGUGUGUGUGUGU
This is a messenger RNA of Entelurus aequoreus (snake pipefish), 9760 nucleotides long. Its product is annotated as junction-mediating and -regulatory protein-like. Bases 565 to 3303 code for a protein of 912 amino acids. Lineage: Eukaryota; Metazoa; Chordata; Actinopteri; Syngnathiformes; Syngnathidae. Gene Ontology annotation, molecular function: transcription coactivator activity; Arp2/3 complex binding. The transcript has 10 exons. Gene Ontology annotation, biological process: 'de novo' actin filament nucleation; Arp2/3 complex-mediated actin nucleation; positive regulation of apoptotic process. The record is from RefSeq and is a predicted model, not a curated record. Gene Ontology annotation, cellular component: cytoplasm; nucleus.